This is a messenger RNA of Clupea harengus (Atlantic herring), 4623 nucleotides long. RefSeq names its product DENN domain containing 2C (gene dennd2c). NCBI's taxonomy places the organism in Eukaryota, Metazoa, Chordata, Actinopteri, Clupeiformes, Clupeidae. The record is from RefSeq and is a predicted model, not a curated record.
UUUUGCCAAACAUUGUCGGAAGAAGAUUCCGUCACGCACUUUUAUUGCAUGUUGUGGCAAACCGCUCCUCCAGACAACGCCAGGGUCCGGGGUGGGAAAUUGACAGCAGGAGAUGAUGACGUCUUCGCUUGCUGGAUCAAUGCUGAGACAAAAACCCUCUUCACUGGACAAAAACUUCAGCCAUCAAGGCUGAACCGGAAUGGUGACGACUGAAAAGGAACUUUAUUCAAGUGUAAACAGUUUGAUAGUCGUGUGGAUUUCAUAUGCCAAGACAAAAAGGGUUGUUCUGAAACACGUAUGGAUUUAUCAAACAAAGUUAAAUUACCGUGUGCAACUUAGCUAGCUAACAGUUAGUUGGCUAGCUGGCUAGCUCUUUGGACAGUACCACACAGCUUUUUACGGAACAGCUUGACUAAACUGUUAUCGAUCGGCGAACAAAGUGAGCGAUGGAGAGACACUGGCGUGUUUUCUGGUCUGUGAAAAGUGGUAGCUGACUUCUGCUUAUUUUUGGAAAUACAACCUACAGGUUGCGCGAUAUCUAAUAUUAACACUAUAUAGUUUGGAUAGUUCUCUAACGAUACUGAUGUGCCGAAGACAAAACCAAAUUGUUGGUGCCUGGAUGAAUGAGGAUCCCCAGUGAAAGAAACAAGAGGAUAGCGUAACUCGAGGAAGGGGAAGUCGAAACAGCCUAAAAGCGGAAAGAGGCUUUUUUCAAAACCACCCCACAAACGUCACAGUUGGUGGGGGAAACUUCACCCUGGAGAGAACACAGAGAGGACGGACGCCCAGCCCUCUACUGUGUUCCAGCUCUUCCACCGAGGGGACCGUGGUCGGGAUGUUUCCCCCAGGGAUGGUUGUGCUUUGAGGCACAGGGUGCUUCUGUGGGCCCCCUCGCCAUGCUGGCCCUGGGAAUGGAGCAUGGACACCGAGUUAGGAGAGGGGUGGGAGGAGAGGGCAAGGGCACCUUGGCUGGUACGGGGGCCGCUGUCGGGUCACCCUGGCACUCGCCGGCCUCAGGGCGACCUCUCCCUCGGGGAGCGGCGCUCAACAUCCGCCAGAAGAUCUCGCAAUGGGAGGGACUCAGCCAGGCGGAGGAGAGCCAAGUGAUUGGGGUUAAAGGUCGCGCUCGUGGAGCGGCGGGUUUGACGCGGGGGCUCUCCGGUGAUGCUGUGGGAGACGCAUUGUGCUCUAACAACCACCAGGUCAAUAACCAGGUCCCAGGCAAAGCCAGCCUGGCCAAAGCCAAGAGUCUGUGCUUGGACUUCAGGGAAGACGCCACACCAAUUCGCAGCACUGUGAUUGGGCGCAAGAUUGAGACCCAGCACAGCCACGACCCCGACCCCGACCAGAGUCAUGCAUGUCUGAGCAAAAUGACCAGCCGCACUCCUGCACUUAAACUUGCGCCACCCCUUGCACUCAAGGUCACCCCAGUCAAGUCUCCCGUCACUGAAGCCUCGUCUGCCAACGGGGUGGCCACCCAGGAACAUGACCUCUCACCUCUACCUCCGCCCACGGACGACCCAGAGGAUAGCCUGCCCCCUGGAAACUUUUACACUUCCAGGGGCUUUUGGCGGCAGAUAGAGGCCAGUGACUCUCCGACCGGCACCUCCAAGAACUUUCCCUUUACAGACGUUAGCCCAGCUCCGCCCAAACCACAGCGCACAUUCGAGUACAGGGGAGCAGGGAGCCCCCCAAGGCACUGGGACCAGUGGGAGAACCAGGCCUUGUCUCCCACAAGAACUAGAACCAAACUUUCAGUGCCUGGAACUCCCCCUUCCUGCCCACCUCCUCCCUGUCCUGUCAGCCAAGGCAACGGCUUUUCAAGACACAAGAAAAACAGGAAGUCGUUUGAGUUUGAGGAUGUGGCGCGACUGGCAGGCCAGGAGGGACUUCUAGGCAACAGUUCCCGCAGAUCAGGACUGUACCAUGCCCGGUCUGAGGACAGCAUCUACGAGGACAUCAUAUCGGAUGUUUCCAGGGAGAAUCCUUACGAGGACAUCAAGUUGUCCCCUAUGUGUCUUCCCAUUGGCCGCCCUCGCCCGUGGACCCUCGCCCAGAGACAAAGGCUCCCACACACCCCGAAGCUGCCUCCAAAGCCUCUCACGCUGCGAGCGUUUGCUGAGAAGACUGAGAGGGGGGUGUCGUCGCAAGGCCCCCCCACCACAGCGGCGACCCCCAGACCUGCUGGACCCAAGCGCAGCGCCGGGAGUCGAGUGUGCAGACUGCCUCAGUAUGUGAUGAAGAUCCAUGAGAUCUUCCAGACGAAGAGAGGCUGGAAGAGAGUGAAGAGCCAAGGAGGAACAGCCAGAGAUGAGACGAGUGGAACAGAGAGUGACCCGGAGGACGGCAGUAAAGAUGGCUUGCAGAGGCUGGUUUAUGUCCAGUCCACACUGAGGCGAAAACCAGGCUAUCGCACCCUGGAGAAGGACCUCAUUCAGCUACAACAGCAGCAGCUCUUUCAGCUGUUUGUGGUGGUGUCACUGAGAAAAGGUUCCCCAGGAAACACGUACAGCCCAGAGAUCACUCAGCAGUUCCCUACCAAGUUUGAAAAGUUGUCCCGAAUGUCCCGGGAAGCAGAGGACCGCAUGAAGGUCAUCCCCCUGUUUUGCUUUCCGGACUCUCAAGACUGGAAACCCUCUGCUGACAUGAACAGCGAAACCUUCUCGUUUGUUCUCACGGGAGAGGAUGGUAGCCGCUGGUUUGGGUACUGUCGCAAGAUCCUGCCCAUUGGGAAGGGGAAGAGACUGCCUGAGGUUCACUGUAUUGUCAGCAGACUGGGCUGCUUCAACCUCUUUGCCAAGAUCCUGGAGGAGGUGGAGAGGAGGCGCGAGAUCUCGCCCGCUCUGGUCUACCCCUUCAUGCGCAGCGUCAUGGAGGCGCCCUUCCCCGCCCCGGGCCGAACCAUCACUGUCAAGAGCUUCCUGCCCGGCUCAGGGAGUGAGGUGCUGACCAUGGGUCGGCCGGUGGACUCGCGGCUGGAGCACGUGGACUUUGACAGCCUGCUGGAGUGCCUGAGCGUGGGCCGCCUGCUCCAGGUGUUCGCCUCCCUGCUGCUGGAGAGACGCGUCAUCUUCAUCGCCGACAAACUCAGCACACUGUCUCGCUGUGCCCAUUCAGCGCUGGCGCUGCUUUACCCGUUCACCUGGCAGCACACCUUCGUGCCCGUGCUGCCCGCCAGCAUGCUGGACAUCAGCUGCUCUCCCACUCCCUUCCUCAUGGGGGCGCUCUCCCGAUCCCUGCCUCAGCUGCUGGAGCUGCCCAUCGAAGAGGUGCUCAUUGUGGAUUUAUGCGCAGACAAGUUCGUCAUCCAGCUGGGGGAUGAGGACCGCAUCUUACCCAGCAAGCUCCAGGCUGCUCUCCAUGAAAUCCUGGAGAACCGAGAGCAGAUCCUAACUCCGGAUGACACAGACGGGAACGCUGGGGAGGAGUGUGACCUGAGUGCCCUCAUCUCGGAGGCGUUUGUGCGCUUCUUUGUGGAGCUGGUGGGCCACUACCCCCUGCACAUGGGCGAGGGGGGGCCAGGGGGCGCCAGGGAGCUGCAGAGGGACAGCUUCCGAAAGUCCCACCCCUCCCGCGGGGUGCAGCAGUUCCUGCAGUUCUUCAUGGAGACGCAGAUGUUCGCCGGGUUCAUCCAGGACCGAGAGCUACGCAAGGGAGGGGUCAAGGGCCUGUUUGAAUUGAGAGCUGCCGAAUACUUGGACUCCCAUCCUGAGCCAGAACCCAGCGGGGUCAAUAAAUUCCUCAAGGGACUUGGCAGCAAAAUUAAAUUCCUCCAGAAGAAGUGAGGACCUAUCGGCAGGAGGCUGCAUCAUGGAUUUCUCCAUGACAACGAACAAGAUUUCCAUAGGAGUUCCUGUGAAUAAAAAAAAAAAUGGUGCCUGAAACGGGAAGAAGGCAAACUUUGGUAUGACGUAGCUGGGCACAAUGCUGCUCCUAGUCCUGGAAGAAUGAAAAGCACAAGAGUCGGAAUAGGUCAGGACCCAACAAUUCCCAAGGUUCCCCUGGAAGAGAGUGAGAGAGAGAGAGAGAGUGUUAAAGAGAGAGAGUGCGAAAGAGAGAGAGAGAGAGAGAGAGAGAGAGAGAGAGAAUAAAUAAACUCCAUUUAGGAGUCUCAGUGCAAUUGGGAUAAAACUGGAAGUGGAUUCUAUUUUUAAACAGUGACCAGUGUUAGUGGCUGUUUGUAAUUGCAAGGGUGGAAGGUACCGCUAAGGCAGUGGGUUAAUUUAAGAACUAUUUAUACCUCUUUCACUAACCUGCUCUGUUCAUCUCUGUAAAUAGAUUUAUAUGUUGUAACGUUUUAAAAUGUUUUUUAUAUAUAAUAAUCUUAAGGACUGGAAAUAGGUUGACAAGGUUUGUGUUUCAAAAUACCGGUUUGAGAGGUUUUUUUUUUUAUCAGUUCAUUUCAAGGUAUCUAUUUAUAAUGGCUGACAUCAAUUGAUCUCACAAUUAUGUAGUUGAGUACAUGCCAUGUGCCAUCAAAACCUGUAAUUAAACCCAAGUGUGUUGUCUAACAACAUUUCAGUACAAAAACUCCUGUACAGUUUUUUAAAAGGUAUACUGUGUUGCCAUUAUCAAUUGCUUGUAAAUCUUUCCAAAUAAAUCUGUUAAUGGAGCACUAUAAAA